GCUUAAAAUAUAAAAGAGCGCGGGACUUAAUGACUGGCCGCAGUUCCCGCGAUUCCACUCACGAGUUGCUCUUCAAAUUCACACUCUUUCUCUCUAAAUAAGUGACUCAUCCAAUAAUGGCGGCUCUGAUUGGAAACAUCCCGGAGUUCUAUGCCGGCGCCCAGGAUUGGAAUGUCUAUUCGGAGCGCCUGGAGCAGUUCUUCCUCGUUAACAACAUUCCGGACGACAAGAGGAGCGCCCUGCUCAUCAGUGUGAUCGGCAAUGACACGUACAAGGCGCUGAGGGAUCUCUGCCACCCGCAGUUGCCCAAGGACAAGCCCUUCGAGGAGCUCUGCGAGCUCCUGAAGAAGCAGUAUGGGCCACAAGUGUCGGUGUUUCGGGAGCGCAAGAAGUUCUACACGUCCAAGCAGAUGGAAUAUGAGGGCGUUUCCGCGUGGUAUGCGCGCCUGAAGACGCUGUCUGUGGACUGCAAAUUCGGCGACAACCUCGAGACGAUCCUCAUGGAUCGCUUCAUCAGCGGCCUGCGGAAUCCCGUGGUGCUGGACAGGAUGUGCGAGGAGGACGAGACGCUCACGCUGACCAAGGCAGUGGAGCUGGCGGUGAACAAGGAGAGUUCCGUGGUGGACAACGGCGGGCGCUACAAUAGUUACAACAAUUACAACAACUACAACCAGAACCGGUGGCAGAACCGCCGCGGCCGCGGACGCGGAAGAGGCGGCGGCCGCGGAGGCUGCUUCGGGAUGGCGGCACCUGCGAAUGAUCAGGCUUCGGAUGCCGGCGACAUCGCGCCAAUUCUGUAGUCUGACGAUCGAUUGAUUCUUAUAGAAUAAUGUAUAUUUACCUGCACACGAAAAUAAAUGUGUGACGCAA
Phlebotomus argentipes is the source of this 870-nucleotide messenger RNA. RefSeq lists its product as uncharacterized. The record is from RefSeq and is a predicted model, not a curated record. The coding region runs from base 117 to 800 and encodes 227 amino acids. The transcript has a single exon. NCBI's taxonomy places the organism in Eukaryota, Metazoa, Arthropoda, Insecta, Diptera, Psychodidae.